AUGGGAAGUAGUAGUAAAGAGGUGGGGUUGCGCCUGAAGGCAGCGGCGGAGGCGGCGAUCGCGGCGGUCGGGUUGGGAUACGAUGUGGCGGAGGAUUUGAGGUUGAAGUACUGUAAAGGGAAGUCGCCGGAGUCGAGAUUGAUCGGAAUAGAUGAUGAACAGGUUAGGGAUAUCGUGAUUCCUGGUGGGAUUUUGAUUCAAAAUGUAUCAAAAUCGAUUAACUGUGAUAAAGGUGAAAGGAUGCGAUUCAGCUCAGACGUUCUAUCUUUUCAGCAGAUGGCGGAACAAUUUAACCAGGAUGUAGCGCUCUCCGGACGAAUCCCGACAGGCCAAUUCAAUGCUGCAUUCGAGUUCACAGGAUCUUGGCAAAAAGAUGCAGCCAACACGAAAGCCCUCGCGAUAGAUGGCGUAUUCAUAACGCUUUACAGCAUCACCCUUGAGAAAUCCCAAAUGACGUUAAGUGAUCAAGUAAAAAACGCGGUUCCAUCUACAUGGGAACCUGCAGCAUUGGCCAAGUUUAUCGAAAAGUUUGGUACUCAUGUGAUUGUUGGUGUGAAAAUGGGAGGAAAAGACGUCGUGUAUAUGAAGCAACAACAUUCGUCAACUCUUCCGUCCGACGAGGUGCAAAGAAAGCUCAAGGAUGUAGCGGAAAAGCGAUUCAGUGGACAGCGCAACGAUGCCCCAAGAAAAACCCGUGAUUUGGAGCCGCUUGAAAGGAAUGACUAUGGCUUGAUCGCACUGGAUCCGGCAGUCGAGGAUGUAACUCUUUUCUGGAGAAGGAGAGGAGGAAGCUACGGCAAAAACCUCGACCAUCGCACAUGGUGUCAAACGGUUCAACUUGAACCCGAAGUGAUCUCCAUGUCGUUUGUUCCAAUCACAUCGUUAUUGAGCGGAAUUGAUGGCAACGGAUUCCUGACUCACGCCAUCAAUCUUUAUAUACGAUAUAAACCACCAAUCGAAGAGCUUCAGCAGUUUUUAGAGUUUCAACUUCCGAAGCAAUGGGCACCAGAGUUCGGCGUGCUUGCAGUCGGUCCCGAGGGGAAACAGCAAAACAAUGCAUCGUUACAGUUCAGAUUUUUGGGCCCGAAGCUCUACGUUAACACCAAUCAGGUGGAUGUCGGAGACAAGCCGGUGACGGGCCUUCGCCUUUAUUUAGAAGGAAAGCGAAACGAUUGCUUAGCGAUCCAUUUGCAGCACCUCUCAUCCAUGCCGAAAAGCUUCAACGUCACGCUCGGAUCAUACACGAACUCAGCUACAAGCUAUGGUGACCGAAGGUACCACGAGAAGGUCCAAUGGAAAAGCUUCUCACACAUAUGCACGGCCCCGGUGGAGUCGGAAGACGAACUCGCGGUUGUCACCGGUGCCGAGUUCGAAGUGAGCGACACCGGUCUAAAACGAGUCCUGUUCUUACGUCUUCGUUUUGCAAAAGUGGUGGGGGCCACAGUGGUGAGACAACCCGAAUGGGAUGGCUCACCGGUUCUGAGUCAAAAAUCAGGGAUCGUUUCGACCCUGAUGUCCACUCGGUUUUCGAGCGUUCAAACACCGCCACCGCAGCCAAAAGACAUCAACGUGAACUCGGCGUUGCCACGUGGGCCGCCGGUGUCGGCUCAUGGAAAGAAGCUGUUGAAGUUUGUGGAUACAACGGAAUUAACGAGAGGGCCUCAGGAUUUGCCGGGUUAUUGGGUUGUAUCGGGCGCUAGGCUCAUGGUCGAUAAGAGUAAGAUAUCAAUGCGUGUCAAGUUUUCGCUUUUGGCUGUGUUUUCGGCUGAUGACGAGAUCUCGUUGUAAUAUCAUUACAACGAGUCGUUAUCGUUCAGGAGGUCAUGGUUUUAAACCUUGUUUUUUUAUUAAUUUGAUCGGUGAAACUUAGAAUUUAUUCUAAGUUUUUUUUGUAUAUUUUGAAGCAGGCGUACGUGAAUGAUGCAUAAAUACGUCUAUUCUGUUGUAAAUGAUGAUCCGAUUAUAAUAACCUAUUUUUGUAUUUU
This is a messenger RNA of Cynara cardunculus var. scolymus (artichoke), 1985 nucleotides long. RefSeq names its product MACPF domain-containing protein At4g24290-like. The record is from RefSeq and is a predicted model, not a curated record. Gene Ontology annotation, biological process: plant-type hypersensitive response; regulation of salicylic acid mediated signaling pathway. NCBI's taxonomy places the organism in Eukaryota, Viridiplantae, Streptophyta, Magnoliopsida, Asterales, Asteraceae. Bases 1 to 1788 code for a protein of 595 amino acids. The transcript is spliced from 7 exons. Gene Ontology annotation, cellular component: plasma membrane.